AUGACAUUUCCAAGAACAAGGCUCAAUGAUUCAGAUGGUGGUGGAAUCGCGAUUGAUUGGCGAAGUGAGCGCUGGUGGUGGAAAUGGCGGGAGCUGAGCAUCGGGGAUGACGGAGCGAAGCAGUACUUACAAGUCAAAGCGCAAUUGGAGCAGGCGGACUCAGAGUCGUGUCGACAGGAGAGGGAUUGGGAGAGGGAUUGGGAGAGGGAUUGGGAGAGGGAUUGGCGGAGGAAGCAAGAUGCACGAAGAGAGGAGCAGAUCAAGUGGAAGAGAUUUCGAUGUACUCCGUACUCCGUAGUUAGUUAUUAUAAGUAUAAUGUUGCUCGUUAA
Molecule: messenger RNA, 330 nt
Organism: Histoplasma mississippiense
Lineage: Eukaryota; Fungi; Ascomycota; Eurotiomycetes; Onygenales; Ajellomycetaceae
Exons: 2
Coding region: 1-330 (109 amino acids)
Source: RefSeq, a predicted model, not a curated record